AUGUCUCAUUCCGGUUUGCGAAAUGUUCGCCGGGAUGUGGUUCCCGCCCAUCGAUUACCAUUCUUGGUCCCGAGCACCCCUCUAGCCACAAGCAUGCCGACCAUCGUGGCGAGAGCUCCCGAGGCAUCGGAAUCCACCACCAAUGGUGCCAAGCCCACCAGCAAUAUGACCACAACGGUCUUGCCCGUCGUGCUCGGUGCGGGUGUGCCCAUUCUCUGUGCCAUCGUCGUGCUCAUCGUGCUGCACCGGAGACACGUCAAGAAGCUCCUCCGGGAGGAUGCCAUGGAUAAACACAAAUCGCUCGACUUCGGCAUGGACACAGUCGGUCCGGCCACGAGGAGGAAAGGUGGUCCACAGGGAGGAAUGCCCCCGAUGUCCGAACCCGGUCACACCAAGGGAUUGUCUCUUGACGUCAGCCCGUAUCUCAUGCCGCCCGGCCUGGUUGGCUCCCGCGAUUCCCUUCACUCCAUGUCCAUCGACGAUGACAAGUACCGCCCUGCCACCGCCAAUGGCUCCGUUCGUUCGUUCCCCAGACACCGCGACGAUGCGUCAAGCCUUGCAGGCUCUCGCUUCGGAGGCGCAGAAGAACCCAACUCGGGUCUUCUCAAGAAUGCCCAGCGUAUGUCCCGAUCAUCACCACCCUUGUACACUUCUCCCACCGAGUCUCAUCCGCGCAGCCCUCUGGCUCAGCGAAGUGAUUCUCAGCCAAUGCAUGGCUUGACUCCCCCGCCCCCUGUCGCACAACAACCUGGCAUGGCAAUUGGAAGCCCCAGUGUCGACAGGAGCUACUCCCCGGAAUCUCUGCCCCAUGUGGAUGACACUCCCCUCCACUUCGGUCUGGAUGAGCCACAUAGCGCUCCCCACGAGGAGCGUCCCAAUUUCCCUCUCCCGGAGCCCUCGCAUUCCCCCGACCACGGGGACUCUGCACACGUUCCUCGUAUCUCCCUGCCGGUCAGCGAAGUGACCACGAGUGACUAUGGUGACCGCAAGUCGGACUACAUUCUCCCCAGCGAUGUCCAUGGCUCCGAUGGACAUACUUACCAGCACCCGGAGCUUCCUGAAGAGCCUCACAACCUGGAACCGGUCUAUGAUGACCGCCGUAACACCAAGCGGAUGACCCUCGGGGUGCGCCCUCUGCCCCCAGAGGAUCCCGCUGACAACCCCGAACAGCGUGCCAAUCGAAUCCGCUCCUUCUACAAGGAGUACUUCGAUGAGAGCAAGACCGGUCGCGAGACCACCUACUACGAGGACUUCGGCCCGGAGUUCUAUGAGGGCGGCGGCGCCCUCGGCGGUGGUGGUUUCGUUUACGACCCUGUCACUGGUGAAUAUUACGAUGCCAACGCGCCCCCAGUGCCUGCUCCUUACGCGGAGCCUUACACUCGGCGGGCCAUGACCCCUCCUCCUCGUGCUCCUCCUCGCUUCCAGGGUGCCGCCCGGCACCAGGCCACCAACUCGGCCGGCUUCGGUGGGAUGCCCAGCCCACGAGCCUUCUCCUCUGCCUCCGGGCCCCGGGCCUUCUCCUCCGCCUCCGGUCGCAUGCCGGGAGCUCGCGCCCGCAAGCCUAUGCCUCCUCCCUCGCCGCUCCAGGUGCUCCCCACCCCACACAUGUUGACCGACGAUUCUCUCAUGACCGCCAUGGACUUCGCCCCGGCCAACGGGUUCAAGGAGCGUCGCGAUGGCCGCGCCGAGACCCCCACCGGAGGCAUGCGUCCCUACAGCCCCGCGGUUCGUGCGCACACCCCGCUCGCGUCCGCAUUCGAUGAACUGGCCGUGAUGCCCAGCCCCCACGCGCUGCGCAAGUCGGGCACCUUUACGAACCUAGACUUCGUCCCCCCGCCACGUUUCCGAAAUGAAGGUGGCGGCAGUGACGCGGGCAGUAUCCGCAGUGGUCGCAGUGGGAUGUCGGCCGCGCAUCAGAAUAACAUCCGCAUGGGUAACUACCGCGUGAGUCGUCUGCCGCCCGCGGCGGUCGGCACUCGGGAUGAUAUGAUGGUUAGCCUGAAGCCCAGCUGGGAUAUGGUUAACAAUAAAUAA
Molecule: messenger RNA, 2034 nt
Organism: Penicillium brevicompactum
Lineage: Eukaryota; Fungi; Ascomycota; Eurotiomycetes; Eurotiales; Aspergillaceae
Exons: 1
Coding region: 1-2034 (677 amino acids)
Source: RefSeq, a predicted model, not a curated record